AUGGCUUUUAAAGUAGUUUUUGGAGCAACCGCAGCAUUCGUUCUAUUCUUCAACUCUCUGCCGAUCGCUGUCGCAUCACCCGUCGCGACCAGGCAGCUCCUGCUCCCUGACCUCAACGUAGGCUUCCCUCCGAAUGUUACCUUAUUAAUAGAAAACCUAAAUAAAUACAUCACCGAAACACUCGGUGGUACCACCAAUUCUAACGAUAUCGAUGAUCUGUUGCAAACGGUUACAAACACUGUCAACGGGCUAUUGGAAGGACUAACUCCGGAGGGCGGUUCAGAUAAUAUCUUCGAAGAAAUUGCCGAAUUGGUAUCGAACAUACUUAAUGGAGGUCUUCUUAACACGGCUGCAGUUCAAAGCAGACAGCUCGUCGAAGGAACCACCACACCCAGCGUAGAUUCCAGCAAUGGCUUAACCGACCUUUUGGAAGAAAUCGGUGAAUUUGUAUCGGCAAUCAUUGGUUUGGCUACUGGUACUCCUGUAGUCCAAGCCAGACAGCUCGAUGCAAGCGCCAUUACUGCUGGUAUAGAUUUACUGUCCAGUAGUUUGGGUUUAAUGAAGCAAACUUUAGAUGCAUCCAAGCCUUUUGUGGAUACGUUGAAUACCGUUGUACAAAAUAUACCCCUUAACUAAAGGCAAAAUGGAAGACAGGUAUUUGGAAUUUGGAAAAUGUAAUUUAGUGUGUUUAUGUUAUUUGUUUAUCUUUAUAUCCUAUGUUGUUGUGAAAAUUUAUUCAAUAAAUAUAUAAUUCUAUAGUUGUCAAUACAUAUUUUUAUUUCAUACACUUCUCGUACCAUUAUAAGUGAGUGUGUGCUUUACAAAAUUAUUUUGUGAAUGGAUGCUCAUUUGGUAAUUGACGAGAAGGUAUUAGAAUUGAUCGAGUACGACAAUGAUGAAUUACAGCAUGGUCAGAGACCGGCUUUUUU
Messenger RNA from Phyllotreta striolata, 929 nucleotides. Lineage: Eukaryota; Metazoa; Arthropoda; Insecta; Coleoptera; Chrysomelidae. The record is from the annotation of a GenBank genome assembly.